AUGGCCGGCGGCAACGGGGAUUCAGCAAUCGAUAAUGCGGCGAAGAAUCCUUUGAGGGCCAUCAAAGCAGCGGAACCGAGGCCCGAAGGUCCAGGAACAGACACGAUAGAUUCGAUCCACCCGGUUCUGCCGUUUAUCAACAUGGACUCUACCAGCGCAUCUUCGUCGAAAGUAGUCAGCUCGCUUGCUGGGUCUUCUUCUACCUCGUCGUCGCCCAAUGUCGACUGGCUGGUUGCUCGAGUUCACCAGUUGGAGGAGAAGCUUGCCAAAGCUCUGCGCAUCAAUGAUACUCAAGAUGGGCAGAAGAGGCGUCCAUCUACACCGGAGAUGGCGGAGCCUGGGGAUGGAUUCGUGGCCAAGUCACGGUAUUACGGUCACAGUCACUGGAUAUAUGGUGUCAAUAUUCUCAAAGUUGAGCAUGAUCUUAUGGGUCAAGACAAAAUCAACCAGGGUGAUUUAUAUGCAUCACUUCUUAGAUGCAAGACAAUUGGCCGCAAGAUUAAGAAGAAUCGCCUAAAGCCACUCUCCUCUACCAAUCUUGGAGCCCAUAUGCCUACCAGAGAGCUGGCGGAUGUGCUUGUCGAAAACUAUCUCCGCACUUUUGAAGGCGUCUUCCGAGUUGUUCACAUUCCUACGUUUCGAGCUGAAUACGCGAGAUUCUGGGAGGACAGCCACCCGUCCAACGAAUCUUUCCCAAUUCUGCUCCAGCUUGUCUUGGCGCUCGGAGCGGCGUUGUACGAUGAUCACUUCUCCCUGAGGCCAAUGGCAACGCAGUUCAUUUUUGAAGCCCAAAUGUGGCUCAUGAUUCCGCCAGAGAAGAAAAGGAUGAACAUUGAGGGCAUCCAGAUACAGUGUCUUUUGCUCCUCGCCAAGUCGACUUGCAACGUCGGUGUAGACAUGGUGUGGAUGAUGGCUGGGAAUCUGGUGAGGAAUGCCAUGUUCGUAGGCCUUCACCGAGAUCCGAGAUAUCUCGGAGACUUGACGAUAUAUCGAGCCGAGAUGCGGCGUCGUUUGUGGGCGACGGUCCUGGAGCUGAACCUGCAAUUAUCCUUUGAAGGCGGAGGCUCGCCACUGCUGUCUACAGCUCACUACGAUACUCUUCCUCCCGCGAAUCUGAACGACGAUGAGCUCACGGACGAAAAGGACAAUGGCAGGCUGAACAUUAAAGGCCCAAAGGUGCCCACUCAGACGUCCGUACUGAGGGCUCUAUUGGCAACAAUUCCGCUACGCAUGAACCUCAUCAACCACGUCAACAACACGAGACCGGGCGACCACUAUGAAGAGACGCUGCGACUGAAUUCAGAUCUGACAAAGGCCUGCCGAGCCAUCUCAGAGGCCCUUCAAUCUCUCCAGGCCGCGCCCAACUCACCAAUUACGCACUUUCACGUCUUGGUCACGGAGAUUUGUCUCUACCGCUGCUUCCACGCGCUUCACCAACCGAUUAUUGUCAAAUAUAUAAAUGAUGCCAGAUUCUACUUUUCUCGGCAAAUGUGUCUGGACAGCGCCAUGAAGAUUACGCACAUUUGGGGAUUCCCGGAUGCCUGGUGUGGAGACCAAUCCACCGCCUCCGAAGCAAUGGAUGCAGACCUCAAGAGGCUAGUCACCAACGGAACAGGCAUGUUCCAUAACGUCGCAUCGCAGGCCAUGAUCAUUGUCCAAAUAGAGCUUCUCAACGCAAAGGCCGGCCAGCCUACGAGCCUAGGCUACCUCCCAACGGUAGGCAGCGCCAACCUGCACGCCCGUCUCGAAGCCACGCGGGCGUGGAAGCUCGAGAGGGUUCGGUCCGGAGAGACGAACAUCAAGGGCAUCAUCUUCGCUGCGGCUUGCCUCGCGCACGUCAAGGCCCUGGAGCAGGGCGUCGAUGUCAAGCAGAGGACGCGCAUGAUGUUUCAAGCGGCGACGGAGGUUGGGCAGCAGUGCUUUGAGAUUCUCAAGGAGGUUGCUGAGCGGGAGGGACUGCCCAGGUCCAAGUGGGAGGCUGAGACAGCGAGCCUUGAUGGUGGUUCGCUGGGGGACAUUCCUAUGGAUUGGAUGCAGGAUUGGACGUGGGAGGAUGGGCAGGGCAUCUCGUUUCCGCAGUGGGAUCCUGAUUUUGACACUGAUAAUUUCAUGGAGGAGCUGGGGUUUGAUAUUGGCGAGUUUUAG
This is a messenger RNA of Trichoderma harzianum CBS 226.95, 2145 nucleotides long. RefSeq lists its product as hypothetical. Gene Ontology annotation, biological process: regulation of transcription by RNA polymerase II; DNA-templated transcription. The coding region runs from base 1 to 2145 and encodes 714 amino acids. Gene Ontology annotation, molecular function: RNA polymerase II cis-regulatory region sequence-specific DNA binding; zinc ion binding; DNA-binding transcription activator activity, RNA polymerase II-specific. Gene Ontology annotation, cellular component: nucleus. The transcript is spliced from 2 exons. NCBI's taxonomy places the organism in Eukaryota, Fungi, Ascomycota, Sordariomycetes, Hypocreales, Hypocreaceae. The record is from RefSeq and is a predicted model, not a curated record.